UUAAGAUGCAUGACCCGAUAGAUCCAGGAAGCCAUAUAAGGUACCUUCUCUACUCUCUCCUCCGUGCGAAAACCCUAGAAGAGCCUCGUUAUUCCCAAGAGCGUCGUCGGCGGCUGGCAUCUCCACCCCAAUCUAGCUCUCAAGAUGAAGGUCGUUGCUGCCUAUUUGCUUGCUGUUCUUGGUGGAAACACUAGCCCAACUGCUGAUGAUCUGAAGGAUAUCCUAGGAUCAGUGGGGAUUGAAGCUGAUGAUGACAGAAUCGAGUUCCUCUUAUCUGAAGUCAAAGGUAAAGACAUAACUGAACUUGUUGCUUCUGGGAGGGAGAAGUUUGCAUCAGUGCCCUCUGGCGGUGGUGCCAUUGCAGUCGCAGCACCUGCUGGUGGUGGUGCUGCAGCUCCCGCAGCAGAUGAGCCAAAGAAAGAAGAGAAAGUGGAAGAGAAAGAAGAAUCAGAUGAGGAUAUGGGCUUUAGUUUGUUUGACUGAGUGGUAUGCCCGCCGUUCGGUGGUCUUUUUGGAACACUAAGUAGAGGUUGAUCUGCAAGAUAUUAAGAUUUUUAUUAUAGACUGAAUUUUCUUUCUGGAACAGCAAGGCGCUAUGCCUCUAUAUUGUGUAUUGUAGCAAGUUGCAUGUAGAUCUUGUUCAGCAUGCGCUGGCAUGGAUUCUGUUUGGGUGCAUUAGUUAAUGAAUCAAGUACGAACAUCUUCUUAAUC
Elaeis guineensis (African oil palm) is the source of this 711-nucleotide messenger RNA. RefSeq names its product large ribosomal subunit protein P2A. Gene Ontology annotation, molecular function: structural constituent of ribosome. Gene Ontology annotation, cellular component: ribosome; cytosolic large ribosomal subunit. The record is from RefSeq and is a predicted model, not a curated record. NCBI's taxonomy places the organism in Eukaryota, Viridiplantae, Streptophyta, Magnoliopsida, Arecales, Arecaceae. Gene Ontology annotation, biological process: cytoplasmic translational elongation.